Aureobasidium namibiae CBS 147.97 is the source of this 945-nucleotide messenger RNA. RefSeq lists its product as uncharacterized. The transcript has 2 exons. Bases 1 to 945 code for a protein of 314 amino acids. NCBI's taxonomy places the organism in Eukaryota, Fungi, Ascomycota, Dothideomycetes, Dothideales, Saccotheciaceae. Gene Ontology annotation, molecular function: protein dimerization activity. The record is from RefSeq and is a predicted model, not a curated record.
AUGCCCUGGCGAAACUCGGAGCCAUACGGCUCCCAUCCAUACGCCACCUUCGCCGACCCGAAUGGCUUCAAUUUUGCAUACGAUGUGGGCUCGGACAGCUUCAUGAGUCCCUAUGCUUUCCCUCAUAUGUCGCCUGAUUCCUCAUGGACACCGACCUCCCAGCAGUUCGCUACGUCGAAUCAGUCAGACUCCUUGUCUCCUCUAGAAACCAACAACUUCACGUCCCCAGCCCAGGACCAGGAUCUGCGUUAUGCGCCAUCCACGAAUUCCUCUGUUCAUUCUGAUGGAAACUGUGACGUCGCCUUCUCCGUCUCCCAGUCUUACCUAGAUCAACAUAAACCCCUAACGCAGAUGGCCGAUCUCAGCAUACCGACCCAAGGCCAAAAGCGUAACGCUUCGUUCCUGGACUUCGAACCCCCACAAGCUCUCUCUCAACACAAUGAUGACCAACAAAAGAGCUUGACCACCCUUUCAACAUCGUCCCCAGUUGUGCCCAUCGAAACACGGCAGAGCUCCACCGCCGAUAGUCCCGAGGACGCAUCUCAGACCUCUGAUGCUGCGGCCGUGGCUCGAGUCCGUACAACAGACUCUGCCAAAGUGCGCCAUAAUAUCGUAGAGCGACGAUAUCGCGAAAACAUCAACGCACAAGUUGAUGUCUUGCGGGAGAGCAUCGUCGCCACCAUUCACUCGAAAGAAGAACAACAGGGCGGGUCAGCUUCUCGUCUAGGAGCCGAUGAGCUCAAACGACUCACCAAAGCCGCCGUCAUCGCAGCGGCCACGAAACAAAUCCGGCGGGCAAGGACUGAGAACGAGCGUCUGCUUGACGAGCAUCGCUCUCUGCAGGCCCAGAUUCGCGAACUCGAGAGUCUAGUCAAGUGUGGAGACUGUCCGCUCAUGAAGCUGACAGUCGAUCUCAGCUUGGAAAGUCCAACUCAGCCACCUUGA